CUACGAAUGAGAAACGUCACCACUAGUAGCCGUCAGCCAACGUUUGCUCUGUUGCUGUAUUGCUGUAUUGCCAGUGCGUGCAUGCUUUUCACACGACAAUGAAACCACGGCCAGUGUUUCCCACGUUUCCUAUACCAGCGCGAUCUCACACUGUCUUCGCAAACCUGAAAUGCCAUCGAAGCAUACACACCCGGGCCACAAUGCCUGCAUUGAGCUGUCAGAUAUGGCAUGAUGGGUCCCGGAAUAUCAUACAAUGGGGGAGGCAGAAAAAGAGGUUGGAGACACAGAUGAGCCGGCAUGCCUCAUCUUCAGCGUCGACGGCAAAGAAGGCAGAAUAUGGCAGGGCCAUGCCACCACCUCCUGCCAAAACCAGCAAUGCGAACACACUUAAGGUCACAAACCCUUCGCAACCUCCAAGGAAAUCUCAAUCUUCCCCCCUCGUUCCCGCGCAGACUCCCACUUCGAAGGCCACAACCGUCCCAACACUGCGAGCGAAGGAGAAGUUGAACCCACCGCCUUUUACCUAUGCCCCCGAAAUAUCCGUUCCCGCACGAAAACCAGACCAGAACUUUGUCAAGUGGCUAUACCGCGCCGGUCGCGCAUACCUCACCUUCUAUAAAACGGGCAUCUCACAUGUCCGACAAACAUCAAAAUUCGCCAAGACACUGCGCCAAAAGGCUGCUCAAAUACCCAACAAAGACAUAAGCGAGGUUCUGACAAGAGCGGAAUGGCAGAUUGUGCGGAGAAGCAGAUCGGACACGUUGAGGUUACCGGCGUUCGGUCUUUUGGUCUUGUUACUUGGAGAGUGGUUACCGAUUGUCGUCAUGUACAUUACGCCUGUAAUUCCAGAGGCGUGCAGAAUACCACAGCAGGUUCAACGCGCGAUACGGAAACUUGAGGACAAGCGGCAAGACCGGUUAAGAAGGGUCGCUCUAGAUGCAAUGCGACUGAUGAGCAGGGAUCGCCCGCCUAUUGGCACCGCAUCUUCUGACGCGCCAUCCGUAUCCCCACCGAAUAAUGGACUGCUCAUGCCAGUCACCACGAAGAGAUGGAACGAGAUGACGCUCUACGAGCUCUCGCUUACCGCCGCACAACUCGACUGCUAUCCCGCAAUAUUUGACUUGCUACCUCUGACAGCACCCAAGUUCCUCUUACAGCGCAAUGUUAGGAAGAAGUUGGAGUACUUGAACACGGACGAUAGGUUGAUUAACAGAGAUGGCGGAUGGGCAGGUCUUGGGAAGGAGGAGCUUCAGAGGGCUUGUGUGGAUAGAGGUUUGCCUGUUUUGGGGAAGAGAGAAGAUGAGUUGAGGAAGGCGUUGGCGAAGCUGGAGGGGUGUUAAGGCGUACACGAGCGACAGAGAUUGUGCAUAUGACUAUAAGAUUCGACGAAGACGUCAAGACGAUGCUCAAGGUUUAAAAUAGACAUGUAGACAUUUUUUGUUUGCAAUAUAGAUCUCAGAGAUACCCAAAUAUCAC
Molecule: messenger RNA, 1476 nt
Organism: Alternaria alternata
Lineage: Eukaryota; Fungi; Ascomycota; Dothideomycetes; Pleosporales; Pleosporaceae
Exons: 1
Coding region: 348-1340 (330 amino acids)
Biological process (GO): intracellular monoatomic cation homeostasis
Cellular component (GO): mitochondrial inner membrane
Molecular function (GO): ribosome binding
Source: RefSeq, a predicted model, not a curated record